AUGUCUGCUCACAGAUCUUCCAGUGCGGCCACUCGCUUACUGACACCAUCCGAAUUGGACAGCGGCUCUGAGUCUGAGUUGGCCUCCAGCUUAGAUGCCUCGUCGCCACCAACACAAGAUCCAAAGGCCAAGUCUAAAGCAAAGCAUAACAACACGGUAAAUAACCAAAGGAAAGGCAGCAUCACCGCGAGGGAACAGUGCUUGCACUUUGCACGCUGGAUCCCUCGUGCCAUCGAUAUGUUUUGUAGCUUAACUGAUACAUUCCGUAUUGCGAUGCUAAUGGAAGAGGAAGAGGCUUCUAAGGUGUCGGGUCACUCAGAAGAUGAAGAUGUCAAGGCGCAGCGAGACCAAGUCCUGUCUUACGUGGGUAAAGAUGCCCAAGAACGACACAUGAGAAAUUACUCAAAGAUCUUACUUGGAGCCCCAUACUUGCGCAAACUUGCGCAUGGAAACGUCAAACAACAGACGGAGCUGCACGCUAUCCUUACCGAGAAGAUGCAAGUCAUUAUGGGUCAGGCACGCUCUGACGACGCUAGCCACCUUAAGAAUUGUGUAGCGCAGUAUGCAGCCCCAGACCCUUCAGACAAGGGGCUGGAACCUCCGAUUUACGCUGACAACAAAUCCCGCGCAUUACUUGGUGUGAACCACCCUCAACUCGCUGCAAUGCUGUGCCCUAUCAAGCAUGCAAAAGCAUAUCAUGAGGACCCUAAAAAGGUACAAGCCGAACUUCAGAAUGGGGUUAUCAGGAUUCACUCCGCUGCAUGGCCUGCAUUUAUAUAUGAAGGUACUCCGCCAGGAAAAGACUUCGACCCAGACAAUGUUCAGGAGGGAUUUUCAAAGGGCUAUUAUUUGAAACGGGUUUUUCGUCACAUAUUUACAUCUCCAUCAUCUGCGCUCGUUCCAGAUGGAGAGAUUAUUCCGAGUCGUGGAUGUAAUGCCAAGUUACACGGCAUGGAAAAGGUUGAGCCUGAACAUAUUGCCUAUGCAUUCGUCCAGAGCCGAUUCAGUAUUGCCACGCGCGACAAGUGGCAUGAAACCGAUGGUUGCUAUAAGUACAAUGAAGCAUACACCCGCUUCAUCAAGGCAAUCAGAGAGGCACCUGAUCAAACAUGGGCAGAGUCGCUGCUUCAGUGGUGGAACCAAACGGUAUUUGGUAACAAGCAUGGCCUCAUCGUGAUUGAUUUGACCGAGGAUGAUGAAGACGAUGACCUUGUUGUCAUGCAGAGACAGCACGAAAUGCGCAUGGUGGCUGUGCAUCAGAAGACACGAUUGCCCGAGAAUGCAGCUGCUACCCCAGCUGCUGCCGUCGCUGAAGACACUGCUGUGCCCCCAACUUCUAUGCGACAAUCCAAGGCUGCUGACCCACCAAUUCCGCCCCUCGCAUCUCCAUCUGCGACACCUAGUUCCAUUGACCCAGAGUCUCUGAAAUGA
Suillus fuscotomentosus is the source of this 1431-nucleotide messenger RNA. RefSeq lists its product as uncharacterized. The transcript has 10 exons. NCBI's taxonomy places the organism in Eukaryota, Fungi, Basidiomycota, Agaricomycetes, Boletales, Suillaceae. The record is from RefSeq and is a predicted model, not a curated record. Bases 1 to 1431 code for a protein of 476 amino acids.